AUAAUGCGGACGGAAGGGGCAGAGCCGGGGUAUUACACAGUGACAGAGCACAGGAUUGCGGUGCGGACAGCAGUUCAGUUCUUUCUCUCCGGGAUCUCACCCGUUGAUCUCCUUCGGCAAUCUCCGGAUCCUCACAAUGACCUUCAAUGAGCAGCCAUGGAUUUUCCUUCCUUGCGGACGGAGGGGCAAUUAAAGCUGCAAUUAAAGCCGCGAUCCUUUGCCUGAGUCAGGUGAUCAGCUGGGCUAGGGGGGUCGCUGCCUCUGCACAAGCUUCUCAUUGGGGGUCGCCGCCCGUCGUUCACCUACACAGGGGGAUCCCCUCGUCUUGUGUUUAUUAAAGGGACUUCUCCCAUUCGGAUCCUAUAGGUUCUGCUGCUUGUGGAUUGUGUCCCUAUUCAUUGUGGAUUUUGUCCCAAUUUAUUGUGGAUAUUUUUCCAAUUUAUUGUGGAUUUUAUCCCAAUUUAUUGUGGAUUGUGACCCUAUUCAUUGUGGAUUUUAUCCCAAUUGAUUGUGGAUUUUAUUCCAAUUGAUUGUGGGUUUUAUCCCAAUUGAUUGUGGAUUUUGUCCCAAUUUAUUGGGGAUUGAGACCCUAUUCAUUGUGGAUUUUAUCCCAAUUGAUUGUGGAUUGAUCUGAAACAUGGAGACUGUUAUAGAGAAGGAAUGCAGUGCUCUGGGGGGGCUCUUCCAGACCAUCAUCAGUGACAUGAAGGGAAGUUAUCCAGUCUGGGAAGACUUUGUAAACAAAGCAGGAAAGCUUCAGUCGCAGCUCCGGACCACAGUGGUUGCGGCUGCAGCAUUCUUGGAUGCAUUUCAGAAGGUAGCUGACAUGGCCACCAAUACUCGUGGUGCCACCAGGGAAGUGGGUUCUGCCCUUACCAGGAUGUGUAUGCGGCACCGCAGCAUCGAGUCCAAGCUCAGACAGUUCUCCAGUGCUCUGAUUGACUGUCUGAUCAACCCACUGCAAGAGCAGAUGGAGGAGUGGAAGAAGGUUGCUAACCAGCUGGAUAAAGACCAUGCAAAGGAAUACAAAAAGGCACGACAGGAAAUCAAAAAGAAGUCAUCGGACACACUGAAACUGCAGAAGAAAGCCAAGAAAGGUGAAGGUAGAGGGGAUAUACAGCCACAACUAGACAGUGCCCUGCAAGAUGUCAAUGAUAAGUACCUGCUCCUGGAAGAGACGGAGAAGCAGGCGGUGAGGAAGGCGCUGAUUGAGGAACGCAGCCGAUUCUGCUCCUUUAUAUCCAUGCUGAGGCCCGUCAUUGAGGAGGAAAUCUCCAUGCUGGGUGAGAUAACUCAUCUACAGACCAUAUCAGAAGACCUGAAAAUGCUCACUAUGGAUCCUCACAAACUGCCUUCUGCAAGCGAACAGGUGAUCCAUGAUUUGAAAGGCUCUGACUACACUUGGUCUUACCAGACUCCACCAUCUUCCCCAAGUACGACCAUGUCUCGGAAAUCCAGCGUAUGCAGCAGUCUGAACAGCGUUAACAGUAGUGACUCCAGAUCCAGUGGUUCUCAUUCCCACUCACCCACUUCACACUAUCGCUAUCGCAGCUCCAAUCUGCCCCAGCAGCCUCCCAUGCGGCUGUCCAGCGUCUCCUCCCAUGAUUCCGGAUUCAUUUCUCAGGACGCCUUUCAGUCAAAGUCUCCGUCCCCCAUGCCUCCCGAAGCUGUCAAUCAGAAUUCCUCCAGCUCUGCUUCCUCAGAAGCCUCCGAAACCUGCCAGUCUGUGAGUGAGUGCAGCUCCCCCACUUCUGUGAGUUCCGGGUCUACCAUGGGAGCGUGGGCUUCUACUGACAAGUUAUCUAAUGGGUUUUGUCACUAUAGUGUGCCCAUUGAUAUGGCGCCUGUCAGUGCAAGUCCCUCCUCUCAUUUCCCACUUCCCGCCUCCCGCCCCUGGACCCGCUCUAGCUCCACCCUCCCAGAAUGCCAUCACUAUUACACCAUUGGGCCAGGCAUGUUACCUUCAUCUAAGAUCCCCAGCUGGAAGGACUGGGCUAAGCCAGGUCCAUAUGACCAGCCAAUGGUGAACACCCUUCAGCGACGCAAACGUGAGGCUGAGCCAUCAGGAGGAGCCUUAAUUACUACUCCAGGACACCUCGAUGAGCCUUCCGUUCCCAGGAACUCUCAGAACACCCCAGUAUCUGCAGCAUUCAGGCAAGGAGAAGAAACAGAGGCGACCAAUGAAGAGCUUGCGCUUGCCCUGAGCAGAGGUUUGCAACUGGACACUCAGAGGAGUAGCAGGGACUCUCUACAGUGUUCUAGUGGAUAUAGCACCCAGACUACUACACCCUGCUGCUCGGAGGACACUAUCCCUUCCCAAGUUUCAGAUUAUGAUUACUUUUCUGUGAGUGGCGACCAGGAGGGGGAGCAGCAAGAUUUUGACAAGUCGUCCACCAUCCCAAGGAACAGUGACAUCAGCCAGUCCUACAGGAGGAUGUUCCAAGCCAAGAGGCCAGCCUCAACAGCAGGUCUUCCAGCCAACUUCGGCCCAGUUAUAGUCACUCCUGGCGUGGCUACCAUCAGAAGGACCCCAUCCACAAAGCCAUCUGUUAGGCGUGGAACCAUAGGAGGGGGUCCUAUUCCAAUAAAAACACCGGUUAUUCCAGUUAAAACACCUACAGUGCCCGAUCUCCCGGGUGGGCUACCUAGCAGCCCAAGUGAAGAUUACGGAGAGCAAAGUCCUGAUUCUCCGCGUGCUACAGAAAGUUCGACACUGACCAGUGACAUGCCUUCUUCUCUGUGGAGUGGCCAAGCCUCGGUGAACCCUCCUGUUCCAGCAACACAAGGCCUUGUCCUUGAAGAGCAAAGGCAAACAAGGUCAGAAAAUGAUGAAGAGGAAGGUGAGCAGGCCAACUCGCCUACAGCUGAUCCUACAGCUCAAGCAGAACCAGAACCUGGGGAGGCAGUUCAAGGAGAGAAUAUGCUGCACUCAAUACGCCGCGGAGUCAAACUGAAGAAAACCCUCACAAAUGAUCGCUCGGCUCCUCGGCUGUCCUAGAUCUGGGACUAUUCCCAGGAAGGGAGCGUUGGCCAAGAAAUAAACUUCACCCUGACACUUAUUUGUCUUUUAUCCAUUCCAGUUUGUGAUUGAAAUACUGUGGCGAUACCCAGCGGUGGGUCCGAGGGGAAAUAGAGAACUGUAGCAUUACCACAAACAGGACUGCGUAGAGAAGCAGCGUUAAUAUUCGUCGUUGUACCUGUUCUGUAAAUAGUGAUCUUCUUUCUGCACAUCCCUAAUCCCUCCGAGAUAAUUUCUUCCUUAUUAAACGUUUCCAUAAGGUGCCAAAUUCCCAUUUGAAUUUUAUAUAUAAGUCUUUGUAAAUUUGAAACGCUUCGAGAUGGAAAAGGCGACGUUCCUUCGGCGAAAAAAAAGGACUGGUAUGUUAUUGGCAUUUAUUUGCACCCUUGGGAAGAGCACAUUCGUUAUCACAGGACAAUGACAUGUGAAAUUGUGUUAUUUCUCUUAUUCAGUAAUUACAUUCACCAGGAAUAAGCCACCUUUGUCUCUCCAGCCAUUGCCCAUUAUCUCCCUGCCAGUACCAUUCCAAUGAGGAACACUCUGGAACAUAUUUUACCAUGCACCCUCACAUCUUACCUGUGAAAACCUUUCAGAAAACCCCAAAACAACUGAGAAGACAAGAGAAAACAAUAGGAAUUCCCCAAAAAACUUUAAAUGGUAUGAUCCAGACAAGGAGUCUGUUGUUUUACAUGGUAUGAUCCAGACAAGUAGCCCAUUGUCCUACAUUUUUUAAUGGUAUGACCCAGACAAGUAGCCCAUUCUCCUACAGUUUUACAUGGGAUGAUCCAGACAAGUAGCCCAUUCUCCUACAGUUUUACUUGGUAUGAUCCAGACUAGUAGCUCAUUCUCCCACAGUUUUACAUGGGAUGAUCCAGACAAGUAGCCCAUUCUCCUACAGUUUUACUUGGUAUGAUCCAGACAAGUAGCCCAUUCUCCCACAGUUUUACUUGGGAUGAUUCAGACAAGUAGCCCUUUCUCCUACAGUUUUACAUGGGAUGAUCCAGACAAGUUGCACAUUCUCCUACAGUUUUACAUGGUAUGAUCCAGACAACUAGCCCAUAGUUUUACAUGGUAUGAUCCAGACAAGUAGCCCAUAGUUUUACGUGGUAUGAUCCAGACAAGUAGCCCAUUCUCCUACAGUUUUACAUGGGAUGAUCCAGACAAGUAGCCCAUUCUCCUACAGUUUUACAUGGUAUGAUCCAGACAAAUAGCCUAUUCUACAGUUUUACAUGGUAAGAGCAAGCAGCCUGUUCUCCUACAGCUUGAAAUGGUAUGAUCCAGACAAGUAGCCCAUUCGCCUACAAUUUUACAUGGGAUGAUCCAGACAAGCAGCAUGUUCUCCUACAGUUUGAAAUGGUAUAAUCCAGACAAGCAACCUAAACAUAGGUUUAAAUCUGUAUCAUACCAAAAGGCUGGCUCUGCUGGGGGAGGUUGAUUGAAGCUAUAAACAAGCAAUGGCUAUGAGGAACCAUGGUGGCCUAACCUGUCCAUCUAUAAGUCAUUUUUUAUUGUUUUUUUUUUUUUCCUCUUAUUAAAGCAGUUGUUCUUAAUGAUUACUGAUUACAAGCAAUAUAAUCGUUUGACUCUGUAGAGCAUGUAACAAGGGGUUUUGGGGGAUCAAGAAUGCCACCGUGACCCAUGCUGUUAUCUGUACAUGACCUAGAUAUCGUUGAUAGUCCGCCAUCUUUAGACCCGCGUCACAAUAAGCCAUAGUGGGUUGUAGUGUUUUUGUUUUAGAUUUUUCCGAAGAUACUUUCUCCCCCUAUGAAUUUAAUGUCAGUAGCCCUUGUUUUUAAAAUGUUCUCCCCUUCGUUUUAGACAUAAGACUUUUGUUUUUUUAGUUUUGUACAGCGGGAGCCAAGGAAUAUUGCAGAGCAACUUCCAUUUGACUCUUUAAUUCUUUUAUUGGUUCCAAACACUUGCGUUUAUUUCUACUCACCAUUUACUGACUCCAGGAACACAUAGAGAGAUGGGCAAUUCUACGGCUAAACAGCAGCAGGGAGAACUGAGGUGUUGCUUCUCUUCUAUAUGUGCCCAGCUGGCUGGGCGGCUUUACUUCAUACUCAACAAAAAUCUUUUUAAUAAAGAGUUUAAAAAAAAGGGGGGAUAUUGUGUUCCCCAAUUUGGCCAAGACUGGUAAAUAGAAGAAAGGGAAAGACUGUUUAGUGUUAAUCGAUGUGACUUCUCCCCAAUCCUGUAUUCAUUGUCAUGUGUUAUUGGAAUGUUUAUUUGAUGGAAAUAGUAUUAUAGGCAUUUGUUUCCUUGGGAAGAAAAAAAAAUAUAUAUGAAACUUUACUGUUGUACCAAUAAAGGUUGUUCUUUUUGGUC
This is a messenger RNA of Xenopus laevis (African clawed frog), 5347 nucleotides long. RefSeq names its product metastasis suppressor 1, gene 1 S homeolog (gene mtss1.S). Gene Ontology annotation, molecular function: actin binding; phospholipid binding. The transcript is spliced from 15 exons. Gene Ontology annotation, biological process: adherens junction maintenance; plasma membrane organization; positive regulation of actin filament bundle assembly. NCBI's taxonomy places the organism in Eukaryota, Metazoa, Chordata, Amphibia, Anura, Pipidae. The coding region runs from base 638 to 2998 and encodes 786 amino acids. The record is from RefSeq and is a predicted model, not a curated record. Gene Ontology annotation, cellular component: cytoplasmic side of plasma membrane; cytoplasm; actin cytoskeleton.